AUGGCCCAGCAAGCAGAUGGUGUCUUCAGCGACGACUGCUUUGACCACAACAAUGGUUGUUCUCCAAAUGAUGAUGAUGAAGACAGUGACUACAGGCAGAAGACAUCUGGCAAGGAAUCCUACAAAGACCGGAGGAGGAAGGCACACACGCAGGCAGAACAGAAACGUAGGGACGCCAUAAAGAAAGGUUAUGAUGACUUGCAGUCAGUUGUCCCCACCUUCCAGCAGCAGUCAGACUUCACUGUGGGGUCACAGAAAAUCAGCAAGGCCACCGUCCUACUGAAAACUAUUGACUACAUCAAGUUCAUGCACACGGAGAGGAAGAAACAACAAGAGGAAGUGUCCACGCUACAACAGAAAAUGAUGGCACUGAAAAUCAUGAAAAAAAAUUAUGAGCACAUCAUCCAGGCAUACCAGGACAAUCCACAGCAGCUGGAUGAGGGGGUGACAGACCAGGUGAAGUUCAGCAUAUUCCAGAACAUCAUGGACUCUCUCUUCCAGUCCUUCAGCUCCUUCAUCUCAGUGUCCAGCUUCCAGGAGCUCUCUGCUUGCAUCUUCAGCUGGCUGGAAAUACACUGCAAGCCCCAGACCCUGCGAGAGUAUGUGCUGGGAUUACUUCAACAGCUGAAGGGCCAGCCCUACUGA
Messenger RNA from Megalops cyprinoides (Indo-Pacific tarpon), 645 nucleotides. It is a transcript of the gene mlx, whose product is annotated as MAX dimerization protein MLX. Bases 1 to 645 code for a protein of 214 amino acids. The transcript is spliced from 6 exons. The record is from RefSeq and is a predicted model, not a curated record. Gene Ontology annotation, cellular component: nucleus. Gene Ontology annotation, molecular function: DNA-binding transcription factor activity, RNA polymerase II-specific; protein dimerization activity; RNA polymerase II cis-regulatory region sequence-specific DNA binding. Gene Ontology annotation, biological process: regulation of transcription by RNA polymerase II. NCBI's taxonomy places the organism in Eukaryota, Metazoa, Chordata, Actinopteri, Elopiformes, Megalopidae.